Messenger RNA from Suillus fuscotomentosus, 216 nucleotides. RefSeq lists its product as uncharacterized. The transcript has a single exon. The record is from RefSeq and is a predicted model, not a curated record. Lineage: Eukaryota; Fungi; Basidiomycota; Agaricomycetes; Boletales; Suillaceae. The annotation marks the transcript as partial.
GCCUCAAGGCUAUAUAAUACUCUCAGCCAACAACUGCCACGUCCUUUGUCUUCUCCCAUCUGCACCAUAUCAGACACUCACAACGCCGACAUAUCUGCCCUGAUACCACCUGGUGAUAUCCUCAUUCACGCAGGUGAUCUCACUCAUUCUGGCACUCCACAUGAGCUCCAGAUCACCUUUGACUGGCUAGUCUCCCUUCCACAUGAACACAAAAUC